Messenger RNA from Xenopus tropicalis (tropical clawed frog), 982 nucleotides. RefSeq names its product peroxiredoxin like 2B (gene prxl2b). The transcript has 7 exons. The record is from RefSeq and is a predicted model, not a curated record. Bases 104 to 646 code for a protein of 180 amino acids. Gene Ontology annotation, cellular component: cytosol. Lineage: Eukaryota; Metazoa; Chordata; Amphibia; Anura; Pipidae.
GUCUCGGGGUGGGGAAGGCAGGUAUGGCUUCGGUGGAUCUGGCUAAGGUGGGCACGAUCCUGGUGAAAAAUGCUCUGAGUGGAGAGCUCCUCCUUCUCAUUAGAUGGUUGAGUUAAAGUCCUUAUGGAAGGAGAAGACCACUGUCCUGCUUUUCUUGCGGAGAUUCGGCUGUCAGAUUUGCCGUUGGAUUGCAAAGGACAUAGGUAAAUUGAAGGCAUCCUGUGAUGCUCACCAGAUACGCCUCGUAGGCAUCGGACCGGAAGAAGUAGGACUCAAAGAAUUCCUGGAAGGCAACUUUUUUAAUGGAGAACUUUAUAUAGAUGAAUCCAAGGAGAGCUACAAAACCCUAGGUUUCAAAAGGUACAGUGCGCUGUCUGUAAUCCCUGCCGCUCUAGGGAAAAAAGUUCGAGAUAUUGUCACCAAGGCAAAUGCUGAUGGAGUGCAGGGUAACUUCAGCGGGGAUCUUCUACAGAGCGGUGGGAUGCUAAUUGUCAGCAAAGGUGGCGAAAAGGUGUUGUUGCACUUUAUUCAGGACUCUCCUGGGGACUAUGUGCCUUUGGAAAGCAUUGUUCAGACUCUUGGAAUCACUGCUAAUGUGACCGAAAGCCAACGCCCGCAGUGCAAUGAUGAAGUUUGUACAAGAUGAAGAAAGAAGAUCUCAUGGAGUCAUGAUUAUACUGUAUCUGUUCAUGGAUUGGCUGUGCAUAAUCAGGCUGAAAAUUGUGAAGGUUGCAGGUUGCUUCUGCUUUGGUUAUAGAUUGCCGAAACCAUUUUUAAAGGAGACUGAAAGGCUAAUGUGGUGUUAAUCUCAAGCUGCAGGCAUACCUUCAGUUUUCUCAAUAGUGCCCUUAAGUCUCCCCAUAUUUCUCCUGUUCAGAUGAUCAGAAGCCUCAUAGGAAAAAAAAAGCUGAGUUCUGUAAAGAAAAUUUCCAUAAUGCCUCGCUCCUGCACCGAGACCCCUGUACAUGCUCAGUUUGUAAGA